This is a messenger RNA of Debaryomyces hansenii CBS767, 2292 nucleotides long. RefSeq lists its product as uncharacterized. The transcript has a single exon. The record is from RefSeq and is a predicted model, not a curated record. Lineage: Eukaryota; Fungi; Ascomycota; Pichiomycetes; Serinales; Debaryomycetaceae. Bases 1 to 2292 code for a protein of 763 amino acids.
AUGAUGAAUAUACCAUAUGAACAACCUCAUUUACUAUUUCCAUUGGCCGCUUAUAUUCAAUCUCAGUAUGAACUCAUAGAUCAAUUCGUUCCCGAGCUAGCUAGUUGUGAGAAAAAAGUGGUUCAUCUCACUAACGUUAAACAAUUCGAAGAUUUACUAUACCAUUUAGAAUCCACAUUCCUCGCUAAUGAUGAAAAGGGCGGAGAAUCGUACCUUAAGAUUCCAUCUAUCGACAUAUUUCGGAUUUUAAUAACUCUUGCGUCUAGAUGCCUGUCUACGAAUUUUACUCAUGGGUCUGCUUCUAUAGAUGGUUUGAUUGCAAAUAGCGAAUAUAUUAAAAACUUGAAUGAAGAAUAUGAAAAUUGUAUAUACAAAUCUCCUAUCAGAGAUAGAUGCAUAACGAUCAUGAGAAGUUACAUGAAUUUACUAAGUGCUUCUAAAUCACCCAUUACAGUUGACAUGGUUUAUAACCUAUUUUUGGCCGCAUUGAAAGAUUUCAUAAUUCAGCCAAAAUUUUUUCAUAUCAGGGGCACACUUCCUAAGGACAAAUAUUUAGGGUCAAAUAGAAAUCCUGCCAGGCGUCAAGAAACAAAUAUAGAGCAAAGCCAUGAUAUUAUAAGUGAUUCAGAAGAAGAACCUCCGUCGUUAGUAAGCAAUACCUCUAAGGAUAUUGCAAAUGAAGUCAAAAAGUUCCAACCCUACAACAUAUCCCCUUUGAGGAAGAAUACUGGUGUUUUUUCCAGUGAUAACCAUAAGAUAUCAGGUUUAAAUGACUCAGCUGUAUUAUUUCAAACCAUGCCUCAUUUGGACAGUGAAUCAGAACUAACGUCUGGUUCAGAUGGCGAGUUGAUCUCAAAGAAACGCAAAGUUCGCUCUAACGUGAGAGAUAAAGAUUCAGCAUUAAGCAAUAUUCGUGUUUUUGGAGAUUAUCUAAUUUCCAGGCAAUUGAACCCAAUAAUCAAUUCUCCAUAUAACUUGUGGAAAUUGAUGCAGUGGACAUUUCAUUGUGCAAAUUUUUCCACUAUGUAUCAGAAACAAUUACUCGAUUCAAAUAGCACUAAUUGUCAUCUUAUUUUUGAGACGUACGCUAAACUUCUCCGGUUGAUAUUUGACUUCCUUUCAUUUAAUUUUACCUAUCACUUGAUUACCGAUAAAAAUUCAAGAAGGUUAUUGAACAUUGAAAUCGAUAAUAAAAAUGAACAUAUUGAUCCAGUUUGCAUUUUCUUUCAACGAGAUCGAAUUUCCAGGAAAGAAAUAAUAAACAUAUUAGAGAACGACAGAAAUAUUCUUCUUCUGAAUCUUAUGACCCAGUUAGGUCCAUCUCGAGUGGAUUGGUAUGAUAGGGUAAUAGAAUAUGCAUUUACUGGAUUAAACAAAGAUAAACCAAAGUCUGAAAGUAGCUAUCAACCACAACCUUGUUAUGAACGGGAGAAGUUAUUAAUAAGACAUGACAAUUUAAAAAAAAAGGUAGAUAAGAAUUAUGCAGUCCAAUAUGAUGAUAAUCUUGAUUCAAUGAAGUUACGUUAUGGAAUAAUAAUAAUUGUAUAUUAUAGGUCGCUAUUCUUUUCCGACGGGAGUUUCAUAAAUGGUUCAAAGGUUGAUGAUUCCUCAGCUUCACAAUUAUCUCCUGAAAUUUUGUUGCAACAACUUAGUUGCAAACUUAUUACCCUUGAUUAUCUGUACCUUAAACAGUUUUAUCUUGCUUACUAUAUGGAAAUUGCGGAGGAUAAGUUCAUAAGUAAAAUUCACCAAUAUCGGAUGAUGCUUGAGUUGACAAAGAUGGUAUUAAUAUCUCUCACUGGGAUUCUGGAAAUCGACAAUUAUUUAUCUGAAAAGGAAAUGUUAAGCACUCACUGUAAUUCUUCGCAGAGUUUCAUAGAUUUAAUUGUUGACCAAAGGCUUUAUCAAGUUCUAGUUGAAGAUGAAACAUAUCCUCAUUGGCAGGACUUUGAGGCAGCAUGGUGUAAAAUGAAUUAUUUACUAGGCUGGCUUCUUGAAUCGUCCUUGUCUCAUUUACAAAAUAAUUCAACUGAGUCGAGUAACUAUAAUGAAUUUGUGGACUACAUUUAUAAGAGGGUUGAAAAAGCAGAUCGCAUGAAAAUCAAAUGGUUUAAUAAAUUCAUCUUAAAUCACUGCGAAGAUAACACCAAAUCCGACAAUAGUCAUGUAGAAUAUCACUUUUACCUAUCGGAUGACGAAGCUCUUGAACUCCUUGUUAAUGAGAAAACUGAUACUAAUUGGGUUAAGCUCAAAGACAUAGUACAAUUGAAGUUUUCAGGUAUACGACAUUAA